AUGCACGAUCCACUCAUAUGUAUCUAUCUAUCUAUCUAUCUAUUUGUGAGGGCAGCUGCAAAGUUACCUGCACGAUCCAAUUCUAUCUAUCUAUCUAUCUAUCUAUCUAUCUAUCUAUCUAUCUAUCUAUCUAUUUGUGAGGGCCGGCUGCAAAGUUAUCUGCACGAUCCAAUUCUAUCAAUUAUCUAUCUAUCUAUCUAUCUAUCUAUCUGUCUAUCUAUCAUCUAUCUAUCUAUUUAUUUGAGGGCCGGCUGCAAAGUUAUCUGCACGAUCCAAUUAUCUAUCUAUCUAUCUAUCUAUCUAUCUAUCUAUCUAUCUAUCUAUCUAUCUAUCUAUCAAUUUUUAUCUGCACGAUCCAAUUCUAUCUAUCUAUCUAUCUAUCUAUCUAUCUAUCUAUCUAUCUAUCUAUCUAUCUAUCUAUUUGUGAGGGCCGGCUGCAAAGUUAUCUGCACGAUCCAAUAUCUAUCUAUCUAUCUAUCUAUCUAUCUAUCUAUCUAUCUAUUUGAGGGCAAAUUGGAAAAGGACGUGUACAUCUAUCUAUCUAUCUAUCUAUCUAUCUAUCUAUCUAUCUAUCUAUCUAUCUAUCUAUCUCAGCCUCUUUGUCAUCUAUCUAUCUAUUUAUCUGCAAAGGCCGACUGUAAGGUUAUCUGCACGAUCCAAUUCUAUCUAUCACAUAUAUUUUUCGCCGAAGAAAUCGACCAAACUAUCUUCUUCAACUCAAACUUUUUUUGUAAUUAUAAUGCUCGAUAUCCUGUCUUAGUUCAUUAA
Acanthosepion pharaonis is the source of this 768-nucleotide messenger RNA. The record is from the annotation of a GenBank genome assembly. Lineage: Eukaryota; Metazoa; Mollusca; Cephalopoda; Sepiida; Sepiidae.